UAAGUCACAAGCAAAGGUGCAACCUAGACAAACACAAGCAGGCUUAGUGAGUACGCCAUAAGGAGAUUCUCUAGAAACAAGGAAGAGGGCUAAUAAAAUAUGGGACAGAGAUGCAUUCAACAAUGGGAUAGCAUUUGUAUUAUGGACAACUAUCUGAAUAGAGACGCAAGGAAAGACUGAAGACCAAGGAUUGAAGCCACCUACAACCACAGUGUCCAUCAGGAUGGCUACCAAUUCCAGUUCUGCGUAUUCUGAAUGUAAACCUGGAGACACAUUGUGUGAGAUCCGUGUGUAUGAACAGGAAGUUAUAAUCGUACCGGUGUUGUUUUUGAUGAGCUUUUUAAUCACGCUGGUGUUUCUGCUGCUGAUGAAGUUCUGUCCUGAGAAAGUGGAUCGCCUGCAACACAGGUCCGUUCGAGCAUCCAGGAGUAGGAGAAACUUGCAAGGCAUUGAUGCUCCCCAGGGUCUGAAUGCUCUUGAAGGUGAGCCCAUAGCAUUGGACAAUACAUCUUACAUGACGUUCAGCCCAGUUCAAGACUCCUAUAGAAAUGAACAUGCCAACAAUGUGGCCUUUAUCGAUGGAGGAGGCUCUUUCGGCGCUGCAGCUUUAGCCUUCACAAAGCCCAGGGAACUUCCACGACAGCGACUCCCGGAGAACUUCAAAGGGGUGUCUCCUCUCCCAGCAUCAUACUCUCUGAAGUCAGAGAGCUCCGUCUCACUCUGCAGGGCUCGUAUGGAAAACAGAAAUGUGGUGCUGCGUGUGCUUAAAGAUUCAGCCAGUAGCCACGAAAGUCAGUCAUUCUUGGGAUUUGCAUCUUUCCUUUCCCAGUUAGGACCCCAUCCCUUUUUACCAGAGCUUCUGGGAGUUAUAUCCGUGAGAGCUCCUCUCAUUGCUGUUAUUGAAGAGAUGGAAAACAGAGAUCUGCUUGGAUUCCUGUGGAAAUGUAGACAGGAUAAUGUUGGACCAGACGGCAUGUACCAGAUGACAGAGAAAAAGAUCUUCACCAUGGCUUCACAUGUGUCCUCUGCACUGGACUUUCUCCAUAGCAAAGAUCUUCUUCACUGCAACAUCAAAGCUCGCAGUGUGUUAGUCAGCAGGAUGUGCACUGCAAAACUCUGGGGUUUGGGUGAUUUGUAUGCAAGGACAUCGGCAAUUGCAAAUUACAGUGAAGAUCCUGGGAGAAAAAAAUGGCAGGCUCCUGAACUACUGGCCAAGAGACCAGCCACUACAAAGAGUGAUGUUUGGUCACUUGGGCUGCUAUUGUAUGAAAUGGUGACUCUUGGUGAGGUCCCCUUUGCAGAAAUCCCUGCAAAAGAACUUUUACAGUAUCAUCAGCGAGGAAAAACCCUGAAGAAACCAAACAACUGCUCCAACACACUUUAUUCACUUAUCAAAGCUUGCUGUCAGUGGAAGGAACAUGACCGUCCCUCAUUGGCUGAGGUCAGGCGUAAACUCCAAUCAGGAGAGAAGAGUGCCAAUGACAGCAGUGUUAUCCGUGUGCCAGAGCCGAUUGAUAUUGAACAGUAUCUGAAGGAAGCAGGAUAUGGAGAAUCCAACAACUACACAGUUUUCUAAACUUCACAUGACUCUUCAUUUGCGCUUGUGGUGGAAACUAUUCAUUUCCAGCUCUUCCUGCAGAUUGAACUUGAUUGAAGUGUUGACCAGCCAUACUGACAUUGAAACAUUUGGAUGUAUGAAAUGUUAAUUUUAGAGAAUGUUUACAGAUAUUAUCCUUCCUUUAAAAUACAUUGAACAAAUUGCAACAUUGCCAAAUUCUAGGAUUUUAAAUAAAAUCCUAAAUUUAUUAUACAGUUAAGAACGCGAGGCUGUGAAAUGGUGGAGUUUAAAGCAAUAAACACUGAGAAGUUUCAAACUUGUGUAAAGACAUGGCAAGUUCAUUUCCACUUUUAAAUUAAACAGAUUUCAAGAAAAUGUCACUAGAAAAUGACUGACUAUCUGUUCCAACUGGUUACAGGAGCAGAACUGUAAUGCUCAUAUUCAUAUUCAACACUUGGGAGCAAGAUAAUACUCAUAUAACAGCUUAAUAAACAACAAUUAAAUGACAAACUUACUUUAUAGACACAGUGCAUUUUCAUUUCGCUCUGUCAAUGAAACAUUUUCUGAUGACAAGGCUGAAAACCCACCUGAAAAGAAUGAAAACCAACCCGAUUUCCCCUCAUCCAAUAAAAUGUACAGCUGCGUUAUUCCCAUAAUGCACUUUAAAUUACACAUUUUGAUUUAUAUAUUCUGUUUUAAAUCUUAUAUGGAUUAUUUUAGCUAGACUUGUUUAUAUGUAGUAUGUGAUCAUUUAUUUCUGUAGGCCCAUUUCAUUCCUCUUCAAUCACCAAAUUGUCCCCAACUGUUUUAAACACAUCUUCAUGAAAAACAAGAACAUAUAAUCUAUUUUCUGAUCUCAGUAAAGACCAUACUACACAAUAA
Messenger RNA from Puntigrus tetrazona (Sumatra barb), 2440 nucleotides. It is a transcript of the gene styk1b, whose product is annotated as serine/threonine/tyrosine kinase 1b. The record is from RefSeq and is a predicted model, not a curated record. The coding region runs from base 224 to 1576 and encodes 450 amino acids. Gene Ontology annotation, molecular function: transmembrane receptor protein tyrosine kinase activity; ATP binding. Lineage: Eukaryota; Metazoa; Chordata; Actinopteri; Cypriniformes; Cyprinidae. The transcript has 10 exons. Gene Ontology annotation, cellular component: signaling receptor complex. Gene Ontology annotation, biological process: protein phosphorylation; multicellular organism development; cell surface receptor protein tyrosine kinase signaling pathway.